Penicillium griseofulvum is the source of this 1470-nucleotide messenger RNA. Its product is annotated as cytochrome P450. The record is from RefSeq and is a predicted model, not a curated record. NCBI's taxonomy places the organism in Eukaryota, Fungi, Ascomycota, Eurotiomycetes, Eurotiales, Aspergillaceae. The transcript is spliced from 5 exons. Bases 1 to 1470 code for a protein of 489 amino acids. Gene Ontology annotation, molecular function: monooxygenase activity; iron ion binding; heme binding.
AUGAUGAGUAUUGGUUUUAUUCUCGGUACUGGUUUCGUUGCCGCCUUUGGCAAAGUUCCUGGGCCGUUUUGGCCGUCUGUCACCAGACUAUGGCUAACAUAUGCCGUCUCGAGAGGAGACCUGGAUGUGGUGCAACGAGAAUUACACAGGAAAUACGGACCACUUGUUCGUAUCGCGCCAGAUGAGGUCGCUUGUGCAGACCCCGAAGCGAUUCGCAAGAUAUACAGCACAACCUCACCACUCAACAAGUCUGAUUUCUAUCAUAUUUGGGAUGUGGGAGCGUUCUCCAAAUACCCCAACGCAUUUGCUAUCGUCGACGAAAAGCUGCACUUUGAGCGAAGACGCAUAGUGAGCAGCGUGUACAGCAUGUCUACUGUCCUGACCUUGGAGUCAUACAUUGACGACUGUAGUCGCUUGUUUGUCGAGUGUAUGGCUGAGCGCACGGUGCCCGAUCAAGCAAUUGAUCUCGGGGAUUGGUUUCUAUGGUACGCCUAUGAUGUUAUUGGGGAGCUCUUUUUUGGUCGCUCGCUCGACUUCAUCGAGAACCAAGGCGACCAGGGCGCUUUUCUCGCGUCUUUGGAGUUAAUGCUUCCUGUUCUGACAAUAGCGGCGUCUUCUUCGCCUUCGGUUCGUGGGCUGAUCAUGGGCUUAUUCACGCUCAGCUCUACCGCACGAAAAGGGCUUAAAGGAAUGAAUCACAUAAUCGAGACCGCACGCACGAGCGUGGACGACAGAGUCGCCGCUGUUGCAGACUCUGGAAAACGGGAGAGAAAGGAUCUUUUGCAUAAUCUGCUGGCCAUUGUCAAUUCCAAAGGUGACAAAUUGGACUUCGGCGUUGAAGAUGUCAAAAAUGAGGCCUUUGCAGCUCUGACAGCAGGUGCAGACGCAACUAUGAUUGAGCUGCAGGCAAUUUUCUAUUAUCUUGCAAAAGAUCGUUCGGUGUAUGAAGAGCUUCGAAAAGAGGUUGACCAAGCCACGGAAAGUGGAGAACUAUCCGAAUUUCCCAGUUAUUCCGAAGCCGUCCAGCUUCCGCUUCUCAGGGCAACAAUUAAAGAGGCAUUGAGGCUACACCCUGGCGUGGGAUUCACUAUGCCUCGAGUCGUGGAUCAGACUGGGGUUGAGUUAUCAGGAAUGUACAUCCCCCCAGGAUGGAAAGUCGGUAUGAACGCAGCUGUCGUAGGACGAGAUGAGGGCGUAUACGGCCCGGAUGCCAAUACUUUCCGUCCACAAAGAUGGAUCGAGCGCACUGAUUCCAACAUGGAAAGGUGCAACAACCUGGUAUUUGGGGCGGGAACUAGAACGUGUAUUGGCAAGCAGGUUGCUCUUAGCGAGAUAUACAAAGUGGUACCACUAUUGAUUCGCAAAUUCGAUUUUGUUUUAGUGGACUCGAGUAAACACUGGACGACUCAUGACUAUUUUUUCAAUAAGCAGAGCGGCGUCCAGGUCAAGGUCAAGGUCAGAAGCCUCUAA